Messenger RNA from Tympanuchus pallidicinctus (lesser prairie-chicken), 3477 nucleotides. RefSeq names its product alpha 1,4-galactosyltransferase (P blood group) (gene A4GALT). Gene Ontology annotation, molecular function: acetylglucosaminyltransferase activity. Lineage: Eukaryota; Metazoa; Chordata; Aves; Galliformes; Phasianidae. Gene Ontology annotation, biological process: protein O-linked glycosylation. The transcript is spliced from 3 exons. Bases 572 to 1663 code for a protein of 363 amino acids. The record is from RefSeq and is a predicted model, not a curated record.
CCGGCCUGCGGGCGGGGCGGGGGCGGCGCUGCCGGGCCGGUGGCUGGGGUACCCGGCCCGGGUCCGAGUGCGGUCCCGGUCCCAGUCCGGCCCCUAGGCGCUGCCGGAGGGCGCGGAGCGCGUCCGUCUUCGUCGCAGCUUUGCCCUCAGCUUCCCGGGAGCUGGAGCCGCUCUGCUCGGAGCUCGCAGUCUGCCCGCUCGUAGUGCUGCGGAGAGCGCGGGCGAAGAGGUCUGCCUCCUACCGCUGCGCUGAGUCCUCUGCCAUCCGUCCGUGCUACAAGCGGGCACCGCUUUCCGAAGGGGCUGCACGCACGGUGCCCGCAUGUCGUGCGGGCUGAAAGGCGCCCUGCAACCCGAGAAGGACGAAUCGGCAGCCGGGUCCGCCGCCGGGCAGCGGUGCGGUGAGAAGAUGAGGUGCAAAGGAAGGCUCGAGCGGGGUGCGGCUGACCCGGACCCAGGGGGAGAAGCAACAGAGCUGGUGACGGGGGCGCUCGGACGGCCUUCGUGAACUGACGGAGCUGACCUGGAAAGCGCUGGGAUCACAACAUUUCUUCUGGAAGAGUAAGCUCUGAUGGGAACAAGAAUGCUCAGGAUGCCCAACUGCCUGCUAAAGCUGACCCGGGUGGUGCUUGGCCACAAGCUCAGAACUCUCUUCAUCCUUGCCUUUAAGUUCAUGUCCUUUGUCUCCAUCAUGUUGUACUGGAGGAUCACGGAGGACUCUAAGGACAGGGACCAAGUCUACUUGCCUGUUCAGAUCCGCUGUGCUCACUCUGUUCCCUCUCCUCCCUGUGCUGUUGCUGGUGAACCUCCUCCUCCCCCAGGAGAUGUGUUUUUUGUGGAGACCUCUGAACGAACCAACCCAAAUUACCUAUUCAUGUGCUCUGUGGAGUCAGCUGCCCGGACGCACCCAGGGACGAGGGUCGUGGUGCUCAUGAAAGGCCUGGCAAACAGAAAUGCCUCAUUACCCAACCACUGGGGCUUCUCAUUGCUAAGCUGCUUCCCCAAUGUGGAAAUCCGUCCCUUGGAUUUGUCGGAGCUAUUCUCUGGGACACCUCUAGCAAAGUGGUACUUGCAGGCUCAGCAGCGCUGGGAACCUUAUUUCCUACCCAUCCUGUCUGACGCCUGCAGAAUUGCCAUCAUGUGGAAGUUUGGGGGCAUCUACCUGGACACAGACUUCAUUGUGCUUAAGAACUUAAAGAACCUCACCAAUGUGCUCGGCACCCAGUCCAAGUAUGUACUGAAUGGAGCCUUUCUGUCCUUUACACCCAAACACAAGUUCAUAGAGCUUUGUAUGCAGGACUUUGUGGAGAACUACAACAGCUGGAUCUGGGGGCAUCAAGGCCCACAGCUCCUAACGCGUGUCUUUAAGAAGUGGUGUUCCAUCAGGAGUCUUCGGAGCAGUAAGAGCUGCAAAGGGGUGAGUGCUCUGCCCCGAGAGGCUUUUUAUCCCAUUCGGUGGCAGGACUGGAAGAAAUACUUUGAAGCAGUCAGCUCCACUGAGCUGAAUGAACUGCUGAAGAACACCUAUGCUGUGCAUGUAUGGAACAAGAAGAGCCAAGGGACAAGGCUAGAGAUCACAUCGCAGGCUUUGCUGGCUCAGCUGCAUUCUCAUUUCUGCCCUGCCACAUAUGAUGUCUUGAAGAUGGACUUUAAAUGGCACUGACUCCAAGGAUCAGCUAACAGAUAUUGCCUGGGACCUCCCGACCAUUCAACUGUUUCAUUUCAGAUAAACUUUUUUUGAAGUGAAGGUGGUGGGAGUUGAGGAUAAAAGCCAUCUGUGAGGUUUAGAUGGAGCCUGUAUUUUCAGCCCAUCUGUGCAGCUCUUUGUCUUGACUUUAACAAUAUUUUGAUUCUCUGCAGGACCCACCUUCUGCUCUCCUCAGUUAGGUGGAGGAAUCUCAGGAUGAGGAGUGAGUGCUGGGCCACUUGUGGCAGCCUCCAUAAACCUCUUGAAGAUUAAGACUCCUUUCUGUAGAUGCAGAUCUGGAAGGGGCCUUGUAGAAACAAGUAUCUCAUCCUCUGUUACUGCCUCAAAGCAACAAAAGGAUGGGAGAGCAAAGAACAGGAACUGAAGAGCUUAAGGGUGUGCUUGAAGAGGUGUCUUAAGAAAAAAUGUGAAGGAAAACAGAGAUGAAAGGUGAAACGGCUAAAGUGAUGUUUUUCUUUUCAUUCCUUUUUGUUCUGAAGACUUUGAUGGAAGAGACCUUCUCAUGGUACUUGUCCAAGGAGAGAAUAGGACAUUGGAGUCUCUUUAGUGUUGUGGGUCUAAAGAUUUGCUUUGAAAUUUGGCGUGAAUCAGGACGAGAGGAUCUGAGUCUCGUUCAUCAUUUAAAAAGAGUUCUUGCACAGCAGUGAUUUGUGGUAUAGUAACAGCAAAUUAACUCUCCUGUAAUGAGCAGGAGAGCUCUCCCAAAUCACAUCUUAAAUUGCAUGUAACACAGGAAGAGCCGAUAUGUCUUUUACACUGGGCUUGUAAGUGUGACCAAAUUUUCCUAACUGCAUCUAUGAUCUUUCAGUGUUUAAACUGAUCCAAAAGGGGAAGAAGUGAUACUUCCAAGUAUUCCCAAAGUUACAGAGAGUGUGGUGGAAACCUUUACUGUCUAAAUUCAAGUUCAGGAACUGAGUCAUUUAUGAUGGACUUCUUCAGGUAGCCUCCAGCUAGCUCCAGCCCUCCUCCAGUUCACUAUUCAUUGUGCAGGAGUGUAAAUCUCUCCUGGGAGGUCUGGAGAAGUGCAGUGAAAAGAUUUACUCUUCUCCUCUGAGCAUGUGACUGAAUUAUGAUGGAGAACGUUAAUGUAUCACUCUUACGGUGCUGUUGUGUCUUUGAUGGUUCCACCAUAGAGGCAAAUUUGUUGGACACGCGAUGGCAAAAAAAAAUUGUCCUUUGCUUUGAUAGCCAAAAGGAUGUGCUCUUACAGUUCAUUAUAUAAAAACAUCAGAGAAAGAGCAGCAGGAAGCAAAAGUAAGGUAGAAACCAUAAGCUUCCUUGUAUCUGUUCCUCACCACAACCUAAAGGGUUUUUCUCAGACACGUGACACAGUGGAGUUGACAGAGGUGAACAAAUUAUUGGCCAUCCCCUCUCCUACAGUGAUCUCAUUGUAAAAUCUUUUCUGCCUUUAGUGUGGGGAUUUUCUUACCCCCAGGAACAGCAGUGGGGUACUCCAGUGACCCUUCUGGUGGCCAUGAGUCAGUGAGAUUUCCAGUGUCAUGAAGCCUCAUAGCAAGAGCUCUUAAAAGGAGUGCUACCUGCAAGUCCUUUGAGGGUGAUGUAGAUAAUUGCUAGGUUUGCAGUUUUCUGAAGCCUCUUCUGUUUCCCAUGUCAAACAGAAACAAGGCGAGGUUUGUUCAACUUAGUCAAAAGUAAAAGACCGUGCACGCAAUGACAACAUUUCUCAGGUUGUCUUGGGUUUAUUUCUCUUUUUUGGAGGAUAAAAACAAGAAAGCCAAAUUGCCUAUCACUUUUCCACAACAGUUCCC